CGCAACUGGAAAAGUCGGCAUGGCGUCGACUGAGACUGACGACAAUGAUAUGCCACAACUGUCGGCAGGAGCGCUGGAUGCGUUGAAAGAAUUUUACAGCGAACGAGACUCAAGGCAGAAACGAUUCGAAGACCUGAAAACUCAAGCCGAAGAUGACUUUGGCGGAAAUGCAAAGCUAUCCAUGGAAGCCUUCACGGAAGACUGGAACGCGAGUCAAUUCUGGUACAACGAUGAGACUGCUACGAUUCUCGCUCAACAACUUCUAGAUGGUGCUACAAAUGAGACCCACAUCGCGGUUGUAUCAGCCCCGAGUGUCUUCAUUCAGUUGAAAAAUCUUCUGGCCUCGGAAGACUAUAAUAUUCAACCGAAACUUAUACUCCUCGAAUACGACGAACGGUUCUCUGUCUUCAAAGAAUUCGUACAGUAUGACUUCGAGCAUCCAAUCAAACUCCCGGCGGAAUUUAAGAGCUCUUUUGACCGGAUAAUCUGUGAUCCUCCCUUCCUCAGUCAAGACUGUCAAACAAAGGCGGCCCUUACAGCCCGCUGGCUUGCAAAAACCUGGGUUCCAAUGGAGUCUCCAAAUAAGACAGAAUCAUUCCAUUUGAUAGUUUGCACAGGUGAGCGGAUGGAGGAUCUCAUCGAGAAGCUAUAUGCCAAGGCUGGGGCAAGAACGACUACUUUUGAGGUCAAGCAUGCAAAGGGUUUGAGUAACGAGUUCCGGUGUUAUGCUAACUUCGAGAGUGGGGCCUGGAAGUGGAUAAUGAAUUCGUGAGUUCGGAUGGUUCGAUCAUGAGAGGGAAUGU
Molecule: messenger RNA, 803 nt
Organism: Lindgomyces ingoldianus
Lineage: Eukaryota; Fungi; Ascomycota; Dothideomycetes; Pleosporales; Lindgomycetaceae
Exons: 3
Coding region: 20-772 (250 amino acids)
Biological process (GO): methylation
Molecular function (GO): protein-lysine N-methyltransferase activity; nucleic acid binding
Source: RefSeq, a predicted model, not a curated record